Phalacrocorax carbo (great cormorant) is the source of this 1912-nucleotide messenger RNA. NCBI's taxonomy places the organism in Eukaryota, Metazoa, Chordata, Aves, Suliformes, Phalacrocoracidae. The record is from RefSeq and is a predicted model, not a curated record.
AUGUGUCCUAGGAUUAAAAGCCUUGCACUUUAUGCACUUUCAAUCACCCUGCUGGUGUGGUUUUUGUACGUGAAGAAAGAGGCAAAGUUGUCAGCCUCGUCAGCGGACCGGAAAGUGGAUGUAACGAAUCAUAAACAGAAGUCUUUGGUUCUGGACAAUGCUGAACCCAGCAGGUGUUUCCCAGACUUUACCCUUGCCAAUUCUUCUCUCACCCUCCCGGAGCUUCACCGUGUCUUCUUAACGUACAAGCACUGCCGGAACUUCUCAGUCCUGCUGAAGCCUUCCAGGUGUAGCAAAGAGACGUUCCUCUUGCUGGCGAUCAAAUCUUCCCCUAUCAACAUAGACCGGCGAGUGGCAAUCAGGAACACCUGGGGGAAGGAGGGCUCUAUCGGUGGCAAGCGCAUCAGGCUGAUAUUCCUUCUAGGGUACUCGGCGGCCAAAAUCCACGUACAGCCCCUGCACCAGCUGCUGGCUUACGAGAGCCGGGAGUUUGAUGACAUCUUGCAGUGGGAUUUUGUUGACAACUUCUUCAACUUGACCCUCAAGGAGCUGCAUUUCCUCCGCUGGUUCAUGGAGGACUGCUUGCAUGCCAGGUUUGUGCUCAAGGGUGAUGAUGAUGUCUUUGUCAACACGUAUAACAUUGUUGAGUUCCUCCAAGAACUUGACCCCGAACAGGAUCUCUUUGUUGGGGAUGUGAUUGCCAAUGCCCGGCCCAUCAGGAACACCAAGGUCAAAUACUUUAUUCCAGAGUCUAUGUACAGAGCCCCCUUCUAUCCUCUCUAUGCGGGUGGAGGGGGCUAUGUGAUGUCUAGAGAGACAGUGCGCCGCCUCCAGAGCACCGCAGAGGGCGUGGAGCUCUUCCCGAUAGAUGAUGUCUUUGUGGGAAUGUGCCUGGCAAAGAUGGCAGUGACCCCAAAGAACCAUGCUGGCUUUAAGACUUUUGGGAUCCAGAGACCUUUCAAUUCUUUUGAUCCGUGCUUGUACAAAGAGCUGAUGAUUGUGCAUAAACUAAACCCAACCGAGAUGUGGAUCAUGUGGACGCUGGUACAGGAUGACAGUAUUAGGUGUGCUGUGUCAGUAACGCACAAUUACAAAAGGGGUUGGGACAGAAGCUACUGAUGGGCACAGUGGGAUUGUGACUGGUAACAGAUACAGGGCACUUAAAGUAAAAAUCAGGUUGUGGUAGAAAUGUGUCCUCUACUAACAGGCUGUACUUGAGCCAUCGGGUUUUGUUUUGCAGUAAGUUUUUUUCAGCCAGUGGGCUACUGAAGCAGUUGGGUUGUCAUGGGGUGGGGAAGGGGCUGGUAGCUCCAUGAGACAUGGCACAGGGGACUCGGCUUGGUUCCUCCCAGCCAGACUGGACACAGGAGAAGUCACAGCUGCCACAGGAGUGUGAGUGAGGUGCCGCCCACUAUGGCGGCUCCAUGAUGCUGAGGCUGGUGUCUGACCACCAGCCAAGUUCAGUUUUGUGUGGGAAAGCUAAUGAUGACUAAUGAGUGACAGAGCACUUAAAAUUACUUCAAGGGGUGGAAGAAAGGCCAGUGUGUGCUGCGGGGGUCCGCUACAGCGCAAUUCCGCUGCCCCAGGCCAGCAAUCCUUCAGGUCCUACCAGACAGUGGGAAAAAGGGAGUGGAGCGGGGGGGAAAAAAGCCUCAAAAAUCUAUUGCCUUAAGAUGGCAUGAUGAUCCAAGAGACCGGGCUCUGACUUGAGCCCUUUGGAUUUUACAGACAAUUAUAACAGGUUUAUUUGCUUUUUGCACAAACACUUUCUGAUUGGGUUUGAGAGGAGCACUAUAUCCUCUUAAUUAUGGUAGUUACAGUGGCUGUAGCUUUUCAUGUUGUAUGGGAGGUGUUUGGGUUUUUGUUGUUACUGUAACAUUGGGUGUAAAUAAAAUAGAGUUUUGAAAAAUGU